AUGGCCAGAAGAAGGCGGCCCCCCCGCGCUGGCGCUCUCAACGAACUACCACCGCGCAAAAUUCUCACCCAAAUCAUCGCGCUUCAGCUAAUAUAUUACUCUUCGGCCUUUGCUCUCAUUCUCUUCAGCGCAUUGGUGGCCGGUGAACACUUUAGUCUAGACUUAAUAUUAGACUGGCAGAAUUUGAGAGGUGACACGACCGUAGGAUGGAUGCUGAGUAUGGUCUGGAUGUUAAAUUCUAUCGUCGGGGUGGUCGCAAUUUUGGUCCUAAUCCACCGCUCCAAAUUCGUUCUCGACUUCUCUCUAACACUCCAUGCCAUUCACUUCCUAACCGUAAGCUUCUAUACUCGCUCCCUUCCUCGAAAUGCCCUCUGGUGGGCGCUACAAACCGCCAGUGCCGCCAUGAUGACAGUGCUGGGGAUGUGGAGCUGUCAGAGGCGGGAACUUAAACCGAUUAGCUUUGGUCGAGAUCAAUCCAUCACAGGAACCGCUCAUAAUUCUGAGACCAGAAACGACCAGGCCGAAAUGGAUAGUGGCAGAGAAGGGAUAAAAGACGGAAUAGAAAGGUUCGAAAUGAUGCGAAUGUCUGGCUCAGGCUCAGACUAG
This is a messenger RNA of Blumeria graminis f. sp. triticale, 606 nucleotides long. The record is from the annotation of a GenBank genome assembly. NCBI's taxonomy places the organism in Eukaryota, Fungi, Ascomycota, Leotiomycetes, Helotiales, Erysiphaceae.